Messenger RNA from Vanrija pseudolonga, 864 nucleotides. RefSeq lists its product as uncharacterized. The transcript has 4 exons. The record is from RefSeq and is a predicted model, not a curated record. Bases 1 to 864 code for a protein of 287 amino acids. NCBI's taxonomy places the organism in Eukaryota, Fungi, Basidiomycota, Tremellomycetes, Trichosporonales, Trichosporonaceae.
AUGCGGACCGCUGCUCUCCUCUCUGCCGUCGCCUUCCUGGGUUCGGCCGUCGCUGUCCAGAACACGUACCUCUAUGACGACUGGGUCGGCUGCUACCCCCCGUCUGCCAUCCCGGCGGGCACGGUCAUUCCCCAGUCAGAGCUUCAAACGAGCCCCGGCGCGCCUGAUCUGGAUUGUGGAAACGCAUGCAGGGCGUUGAACGGCGUCUGGUCGUAUUUCAUGUACAUCAAGAACACGGAGAGCUGCACGUGUCUCUCUGCUCCUCCUCCUGCCUGGUCAGACCAGAUUCCGGGCGACUGGCAGGGCUACUGUGAUGACUACGACAAUGCGGAUCUUCUCAUCAUUGCUCCUAAGCGUGUGCCACUCGACAGAUGGCAAAUGGCCAUGUGCUGGACGGGAUAUGACCCCGCCAUCCAGCCCAACAGCUACGUCGAUCUGACUUCGUCCGGCGCAACAACCGCCAUUGAGUGUCUCAAGGCAGGCGCUGCGCAGCUCACAUACCUCUUCGGCUACAACAUCAUCUGGGACCCGUUGUCGACACCCAGCUGCUGGAUGUUCCAGGGAUCAGCUUCCGGCACCCCUGUUGUUCCCUGCCAGGCCACCGGCAAUGCCAUGACAUUCCAGUACCUGCCCGCUCCUUCUCCGGACGCAUCUGGGGCGGCGCGUCGCCGGGCGCGCCAGAGAAGGGAGCAGGAGACUUUCGGUGACAACCGGCUGUGUCCCGUAGGCCAGGACGCCUGCUACGUUGGCGCGGACCGCAAUGCUGGCUACGAAUGCCUCGACACUAGUGUCGAGCUCGAGUCUUGCGGAGGCUGCAUCUACGGCAAAGUCGGUGCCAACGAAACUUCUUCCGGUGUCGAGUAG